AUUUGUAGGUAGGUAGAUAAGCCAAGGUGCCAAAGUUGACACGCGACGACAGUUUUCAAGACGAAAAAAAUAACGACGAGCUGCCGUCAAAACUGUUCACAACCAACGACCGACACCUCGCCGGCCAAUUACAAAUAACAUUGGAGCAAUCAUGUCUCCAAUGCGGCUCAACCACCUGCUCGCUCUCAUCCUGGGGGUCGGGGUUGCGUGCACCUUAGCCGGCACCGCACCAGCGAUCACUUCGUCCCUGAGUUUGGAGGACCUUGAUGAGAAGCUCCAGCAAUGUGACAUCGUCAAGGAAAUGAGCGCCGAAAAGGCUGCUCAUUUCGCCCAAUCUUCCACGUCGUCCAUGUCUGCCCUGUUGGACAUGCUAUUCCCCGGAGGCCCCGCCGUCAAUGCCAUCCUCGCAACCUUCUACAUCUCCGGCCCUCCGACUUUCCUACUCGCACUAUGCCCGAAAAACAUCGACCCCUCGUCCCUCUCAACCAUGGUCGCCUUCGCCGUCGGUGGCCUCAUGGGAGACACCCUCUUCCACCUGCUCCCCGAGAUCUUCCUAGGCGAGGACGAGCCCGAGCACGCCCGGUUCGUCCUUGUCGAACCGAACCGUAACCUUCUCCUUGGCGUCGGUAUCCUCGUGGGCUUCAUGACGUUUGUAGCCAUGGACAAGGGGCUCCGUAUAGCCACCGGCGGAGCGGGCGGUCACGAUCACAGCCACGGCCAUUCGCACGGAUCACACACGCACGACGUAACCCCCGAGGUUGUCUCUGCUACAUCCGUGGAUACGGGCAAGGGUGCGAGGUCGCGAAAGGGCGCCGGUGCCGACGCUGCUGGUGACAAUGGCUCCAAGGAGGUUGCAACCGUCAAGGAGCCCGCACAGCAGGUCAACUCAAGCGGCUUGCUGAAUCUGAUUGCCGAUUUCACACAUAAUAUUACCGACGGCCUGGCCAUGUCGGCCUCCUUUUACGCAUCUCCAACCAUUGGCGCAACUACAGCACUAGCAGUUGCUCUCCACGAAUGCCCCCACCAAGUUGGAGAUUUUGCUCUUCUCAUCCAGUCCGGCUUCAGCAAAUGGUCCGCCAUCGGUCUCCAGUUCGUGACGGCCCUGGGCGCCCUGCUUGGAACCCUGAUCGGCAUCGCGGUGCAGGAGUUCGGCGGGAGCGGCGGAGAGCCCGUCCUUAUGGGGGCCGGUCUCUGGGGCACGAGCUUGACGUGGGGUGACAUGUUGCUACCCUUCACCGCCGGCACCUUCCUGUACGUCGGUACUGUGGCCGCUGUUCCCGAACUGUUGGAGACGGAGGCUGGCGACAAGGUGAGGGAGGUGAAGAAGACAUUUGUUCAGUUUGUUGCCGUGGCGCUCGGCGCCGGCAUUAUGCUCUACAUUUCCUGGCACUAGAGAAGUCUCUAGACGUAUAUUGGGAACUGGAAACAAUCAAAGGUCUUAUAAAUGGGUAAAAGAAUAUCGCGGGCGCGCGGGACGUUGCAUGUGUCGUGUGUGAACGGUAUAGACGGAGCAUAUUUGGGUCAUAAAAGGAAGUUAGACGAGAGAUACACCUUGAGAAUCAUCAUGCA
This is a messenger RNA of Pyricularia grisea, 1569 nucleotides long. RefSeq lists its product as uncharacterized. NCBI's taxonomy places the organism in Eukaryota, Fungi, Ascomycota, Sordariomycetes, Magnaporthales, Pyriculariaceae. The transcript has 4 exons. Gene Ontology annotation, cellular component: membrane. The coding region runs from base 152 to 1393 and encodes 413 amino acids. Gene Ontology annotation, molecular function: zinc ion transmembrane transporter activity. Gene Ontology annotation, biological process: zinc ion transmembrane transport; intracellular zinc ion homeostasis. The record is from RefSeq and is a predicted model, not a curated record.